UUAAUGCUUCUCUUUCUCUCUCUCUCUAAAGAUCAAAUCUUUCUCUCUCCAAAUCACCCUUUAUUAAAACCCAUCACCUCUCAGUUAAGCCCUCACUUCACACAAGCUCUCUUUAUAGUUUCGGAUUCGGGUCGGAUGAGUUCGGGUUUCUGAGAGGUCAAGAAUGGAUCCUCCACUGAUCAACGAGGCGUCUUUCUCGGCGGUGAACCCGGCGGCGUACAGCCUGGCGGAGAUUUGGCCCUUCGGCGGCGAACCCGGCGGAUUGGGCCUCCGAAUGGGCAGUUUGGGUGGUGGGUUGGGAGAGAGCUCCGGGAAUAGAGAUGGGUCGUUGGAGGAGUCGACGGUGACGGAGCAGAGCGGCGGCGGAGGAAGGAAGAGGAAGGAUGUGAGCUCUGAGGAUGAGUCUUCUAAGAUGGUUUCUACUAGUAGUGCUAGUCCCUUGAAAGAUUCGGGUGGAAAACGGAUGAAGUUAGAGGGAUCUAGAAAUGAAAACGGCAAGUCUAAAGCUGAAGUUGAAACAAGUUCAGGGGCUGGUGAGAAGCGAGAUGAACAAAGCACUAAACCUUCUGAGCCACCUAAGCAGGAUUAUAUUCAUGUGAGGGCGAGAAGGGGCCAAGCUACCGAUAGCCACAGUCUUGCAGAGAGAGCAAGGAGAGAAAAGAUCAGCGAGAGGAUGAAAAUUCUUCAAGAUUUGGUUCCUGGAUGUAAUAAGGUUAUUGGGAAAGCACUUGUUCUUGAUGAGAUUAUUAAUUACAUCCAGUCACUGCAGCACCAAGUUGAGUUCCUAUCGUUGAAGCUUGAAGCGGUCAAUUCAAGGGUGAACAUGAAUCCCACCAUCGAAGCCUUUCCUUCAAAAGAUUUUAAUGCACAGCAAUAUGAUGCGGCUGCAUUGUUAUUUGGAUCACACGCAUCAAGGGAGUAUGCGCAGGGCUCGCAAGCUGAAUGGCUGCAUAUGCAGGUUGGUGGUAGCUUUGAAAGAACAACAUAAAUUCAAGGAAUGGCUCGGAUACAUCGGCUGUAAUAGAAAUGUAUUUUCCGAAUGCCCCUAGUGUAGCGUGAUCACUCAUUGUAACACGGUAGUAUAUCAUAUUAGCCGUUGGAAAUGCAUCUAGUCUUGUCAUUUCAUCUUUAGCAGAUAUAUACCAUUAUGUUAUUGCUUGGCUUUUUCAUAUAUAGAAAAUGUCUCGGCAGAUUUAGUCGAACUUUUGGACAGAAAGAUUGUGCUUUCUGGAAUUUAUUGGAACAUCUGAUUAUUCUUACA
Molecule: messenger RNA, 1261 nt
Organism: Argentina anserina (silverweed cinquefoil)
Lineage: Eukaryota; Viridiplantae; Streptophyta; Magnoliopsida; Rosales; Rosaceae
Product: transcription factor bHLH79
Exons: 6
Coding region: 164-988 (274 amino acids)
Biological process (GO): regulation of DNA-templated transcription
Cellular component (GO): nucleus
Molecular function (GO): DNA-binding transcription factor activity; protein dimerization activity
Source: RefSeq, a predicted model, not a curated record